Alternaria burnsii is the source of this 732-nucleotide messenger RNA. RefSeq lists its product as uncharacterized. Gene Ontology annotation, biological process: NADPH regeneration. Gene Ontology annotation, molecular function: oxidoreductase activity. The record is from RefSeq and is a predicted model, not a curated record. Gene Ontology annotation, cellular component: cytoplasm. The transcript is spliced from 4 exons. The coding region runs from base 1 to 732 and encodes 243 amino acids. Lineage: Eukaryota; Fungi; Ascomycota; Dothideomycetes; Pleosporales; Pleosporaceae.
AUGUGUGAGAAGCCCAACUCUGUAGACGUUAUCACCGCCGCUACUGUGAUAGAAAAGGCCCAGUCUCGACCAGAUCUCAAAUUCCUUGUUCCGUUUACUCGACGAUAUGAUAAGUCGUAUUGUGAGGCUAAGGACCUUAUUGAGAGCGGCGAACUUGGAGAGAUUCACGCGGUUGAGACCUGGAUGAGCGACGUCCAAGAUCCUGCUGGUCACUUCGUUGCAUUCGCUGCUCAUUCUUGCGGCAUUUUCCUUGACAUGGGUAUUUAUCACCGAGUUACAGCUAUCGGUCAACGAGCUGUAUACACCGAUCUCGCCGCGUUCGGAGAUGCUGAUAAUGCCUGGGGCUUCGUUGAGUUUACCAAUGGUAAGGUUUGGACAACACAUCUUGCUAGGACAGCGACAAACGGGCUUGAGGACUCAACACGCGUGUGCGGUACAAAAGGGCACAGUAUCGUCAGUUCCGCUAGUAUCGUCGAGAUUCGGGAUAAGCAUGGCGUUCGCAAGCAGACCGUGCCUGAUGCCUUCAAGCUUUUCCCCCAGACGUAUGAAACAAAUAUUACUGGGUUUACCAAUGCGAUUCUCUUUGACAACCCUUUGACAAGCCUUGCAGAAGAUGCUGUUGAGGCGGGAAAGAUAUGUACUGCUCUUCAGCAUUCUUACCGCGCUGGCCAGUCAGUAUACUUCAACGAUGAAGGAUUCCCAAUUCUCAAUGACGGUACACCGACUCCUUAG